Messenger RNA from Postia placenta MAD-698-R-SB12, 2056 nucleotides. RefSeq lists its product as hypothetical. The record is from RefSeq and is a predicted model, not a curated record. NCBI's taxonomy places the organism in Eukaryota, Fungi, Basidiomycota, Agaricomycetes, Polyporales, Adustoporiaceae. Bases 1 to 1953 code for a protein of 650 amino acids. The transcript is spliced from 15 exons. Gene Ontology annotation, molecular function: urea transmembrane transporter activity. Gene Ontology annotation, cellular component: plasma membrane. Gene Ontology annotation, biological process: urea transmembrane transport.
AUGUCUACACACGAACCAGUCCUUCCUCAAGGCGCUGGCUAUGGAGUCGGUUUCUCCCCCAAAAAUUCAGAAGAGUUCAACAGCGCGUCUAGAAGCGUGAAGCCGGGGCUCAUUGCUUCUGGCAUCGUCUCCGCAUGGACGUGGGCCGCGACACUCCUACAAUCAAGCGCCGUCGCAUAUGAAUACGGCAUUUCAGGCCCGUGGUGGUACGGCGCAGGCGCGACGGUGCAGAUCCUCCUUUUUGCACAGCUCGCGGCCAAGCUGAAGCUUAACGCCCCGCACGCACACACAUGGCUCGAGAUCGUAUCUGCCCGAUGGGGCAAGACUGCGCAUCUGGUCUUCAUGUUGGCGACGAAUAUCAUCGUGUCGUCCAUGUUGAUUCUGGGUGGCUCAGCAACAGUCAGCUCCCUGACUGGCAUGAACACACUCGCGGCAUGCUUUCUCAUUCCCGUCGGGGUUGCGAUCUAUGUCGUUGUUGGUGGUAUGCGCGCGACGCUCCUCUGCGACUACACGCACACGAGCGUGCUCUUCGCGAUCAUCUUCGUCUUCGUGUACACCGCGUACGCCACAAGCCCGAAGAUCGGCAGCUUCAGCGCCAUGCACGAGCUCCUCACCAAGGCGGCCGUAGCGGCCCCGGUCGCGGGCAACGCGCACGGCUCGUACCUCACGAUGCGCUCAAAGAACGGCCUCAUCUUCGGCGUGAUAAACGUCAUCGGGAAUUUCGCGACGGUCUUCCAGGAUCAGGCUUACUGGCAACGCGCCAUUGCGAGUCGGCCGGCGACCUGCGUGAAGGCGUACCUGCUUGGAGGUCUCGCAUGGUUCGCCAUCCCGUUCAUGUUUUCCACGACGCUCGGUCUCUCUGCCGUCGCACUGCGCGGCCAGCCCGGCAUGAUGGUACUCACCCCCGAAGACGUCUCCGCCGGCCUCCCCGCGUCCGCCGCGGCGUCCGCGCUGCUCGGUCAGUCGGGCGCCGCCGCGCUGCUGAUCGUGCUGUUCUUGGCCGUCACGUCCGCGACGUCCGCGGAGCUGAUCGCGGUGUCGGCGAUCUUGACGUACGACGUCUACAAGAAAUACAUCAACCCCCAGGCCACGGAGGCGCAGAUCCUGAGGGUCUCGCAUGCGAUGGUCGUCCUCUUCGCCAUCGUGAUGGGUCUCCUCGGUCUCAUCUUCUAUUAUAUCGGUAUUUCCAUGGGCUGGCUCUAUGACUUCAUGGGCGUCGUCCUCGGCUCCGCGGUAGUACCCAUCGCGCUUUGUGUAACAUGGCGACGCGCGAAUAAGUGGGGCUGCAUCGGUGGUGCCUGCCUCGGCUUCUGCUGUGGCCUCAUCGCGUGGCUGGUGACGACCGCCACGCUCAACAGCAAAAUGAUCAAUGUCACAACGAGCGGCGGGAACUAUGAGAUGCUCGCAGGCAACCUCGCUUCGAUCGGUGUUGGCGCCAUCGUCUCCGUUGUGAGCUCGCUGAUCUGGCCCGACGACUUCAAUUUCGAUAUCACGCGCGCCAUUAAUACGCCAUCGCAAACUGAUACCACGGAAAAGGAGCGCUCGUCCGAGGACCUAGACGAGAAAAAGCGCGACCCCAGCGACGUCUCCGCCGAGCCAAUCGUCUCCUCGGAAGCCGCGGCGGCAGAGGAGGAGCGCGAGCUAGAUCCCGUUGCGCUUGGCAAGGCAUACCGCCUCGCCGCGCGGUCGUCCGUCGCCCUGACGCUCAUCAUGCUGAUCAUCAUCCCGCUCCCGCUGUUCUUCGCACAGACGAUAUAUGGCGUGCGCGGGCUGACCGCGUGGGUCGUCAUCGGGAUGAUCUGGGCGUUCUGCUCGGCGAUUUCAGUCGUGCUUUACCCCCUGUUCGAGAGCCGUGCGGCCUUGAGCCUGAUUCUGCGGGGCAUGGUCAAGGACAUCUUUUCGCGCGGCUCCGGAAGGUUCUCGCACCCCACGCCAAAUACGCAUGAUGCGUGAAUGACUACGAGACUACGAUAUGAUGCUCUCAAUAUAAAUAUGUAUACCUAGAGUCUUUCUAAAGUACCAGACUUCCGUUGCCUGAUGGCAUUGUUCAUGCGAA